Penicillium samsonianum is the source of this 1617-nucleotide messenger RNA. RefSeq lists its product as uncharacterized. Gene Ontology annotation, molecular function: translation initiation factor activity; guanyl-nucleotide exchange factor activity. The record is from RefSeq and is a predicted model, not a curated record. Gene Ontology annotation, cellular component: guanyl-nucleotide exchange factor complex; eukaryotic translation initiation factor 2B complex. The transcript has 2 exons. Bases 1 to 1617 code for a protein of 538 amino acids. Gene Ontology annotation, biological process: cytoplasmic translational initiation. Lineage: Eukaryota; Fungi; Ascomycota; Eurotiomycetes; Eurotiales; Aspergillaceae.
AUGCCACACACGGGUCUCAUGGACUUCCAGGCGCUCAUCCUGUGUGGCCCUGGGGGUUCACUCAAUACAUUCACCUCCAGACCCGAGGAGUAUCCAAAGUGCCUCAUUCAAGUCGCAAACAGGCCUAUGGUAUUCUACGCCAUUGACUUUUGCAGACGAUCAGGUAUCACUGAUAUCACAUUGAUCACCCCUCCAAUGUCCUUCCCUCCCCUUAGGGCCGCCUUGGACCAAAACCCACACCUGACAUCAUUCUACUCGCCCUCGGUCUCGAUAAUCGCACCAAAAGACCUCGAGAUGACAAUGGGAACUGCUGAGCUGCUCCGUCUCCCCGAAGUCCAGAGAUGUAUCACCACCAACUUCCUCCUUCUUCCCUGUGACCUCAUCUGCGAAAUCCCCGGUGAGUCAAUCCUCGAGGCGUGGAUUGCCAAUCAGUAUGUACUCGACGACAGCAGGGAUUUUAAUGGAGUUCACCAUACAUCCGCUCCAACCACUUCCUACUUCGAUCGUCAGCUGGAAGCUCGCUCCGGUGGUCUCGCCGUGUACUACCAGACCGACAACCGAGAGGAGAGUAUCCAGGAAGAAGCAACCGAUUUCAUAGCUAUUGCACCGCUCCAGCAGGAUGAAGCACCUGUUGUCCCCGGCCCUGAGGGACCGCUGAUCCCACGGUUCAGCCUCUCCAAACUCCUCAUGUCAACGCCGAUGGAUACAAUCAAGGAGAAACUGAAACAAGACAAAGGCCUGCUGAUCCGGCAUUCCCUCAUCCAGAAUUGUCCGCGUAUCAGGAUGCUGACCACCUUCCGCGAUGCCCAUGUUUACGUCUUCCCCUACUGGGUCAAAGACCUAGUCCACUACCAGAAGAAACUGGAAUCCGUUAGCGAGGAUUUGGUUGGCACCUGGGCCAAGUCAGCAUGGCAGAGGGGUCUCGGCGAUAAGCUAGGAUUGACCAAGAACUUCAAUGAAGAUACCACCCCUAACGAGGAGCGAGAAUUCACCCCCGAAAGCGAUCAUACUGGCGCAUUCGUCGACAAAGUAAUCGACAUCAGGGACAUGAGCACUACCAGAACGCGUUCUAACUCCGAACUUCAGCCAGAGCAGUUCUAUCAAUCUACUGAGCUGCCACAAAUUCUCGCCUACGUGCACCGAGGAUCAACCCCGUUCAUCCGACGAGUCGACAACACAGGCGUCCUUCUUUCAACCUCCCUUUUCCUGGCAAAACUCCCAUCUAUCGAGGAAGUCGGCCGCACGGCAGCGUCGCCUUUCGCACACUUCCAUAAAGUUGCAUACCCUGAAGGCGUGGCUUCGCCUAGCACUAUUACGAAGAAGGAUUGCUUGCUCGGAGAGAAUGUGACUGUUGCUUCGGGUGCUGUUAUCAAGGAGAGUGUGAUCGGUGCGAACUGCCAGAUUGAUGGCGCUGCCCGCAUCAUUCGCUGUGUUCUCAUGGAGGGCGUUGUCGUUGAGUCCAGGGCUGAAUUGACCGGAUGUGUGAUUGGUCGCCGAGCUCGGAUUGGUCCUGAAUCUGUGCUGAGGGGGUGUGAGGUCCAGGAUGCUAAUGUCAUUCCGAAGGAAACGAAUGCUAGGGACGAGAACUUUAUGGUUUCUGAGGAGUUGUGUGUCUAA